This is a messenger RNA of Zea mays, 669 nucleotides long. RefSeq lists its product as uncharacterized. The record is from RefSeq and is marked predicted. NCBI's taxonomy places the organism in Eukaryota, Viridiplantae, Streptophyta, Magnoliopsida, Poales, Poaceae.
GUAAAUGGGCUAGGCGUCGAAGCCUCUCCGCAUAAGACACGGGCCUACGUCCAGUCGUCCACAGAUCGGAGGAGAGAGCACUGACUCGUCUCCCUUCUCGUCUCCAGCGACGGCGAAGGCGAAGCGGAGGAGCGGGAGCAGAAACAGAAGAGGCAGCCAUGGCCGUGAUGGAGAAGCUCAAGAUCUUCGUUGUGAAGGAGCCUGUUGUCGCAGCUUCCUGUCUCAUCGCCGGAUUCGGUCUCUUUCUUCCAGCAGUUGUCCGGCCAAUCCUGGAUUCAUGGGAGACCGCAGAAAAAGUUCCUCCACCACCUCUAAAUGAUGUGGUUGCGGGUGUCACCGGCAAGAAAAAGUAGUGAACUUGCAUUGUUUUCUCAUGUCGAUGCUGUCCCACAUUUUCUUCCCCAUGUUUUUCUGGCGUCCAGAUUGGAAGGCUCUCCAAAGUCACGGUCUCCAAAGUGACAGCUUGCUUGAUUUUAAACAGUAUCGACAGUGUUUUGUCUCUACACAGAUUGCAGAUAUAGCGGUUUAAACAGUUCGCUUUAAUCCGAAACGAACAGGCUAUUUUACCUGAAUCAUAUACUGCAAUGUGUCAGUUUUAGAAUUUUCCCCCUAAAACAAAGGUUGAUAGAAUGUCAUCAGCACCUUUUGAAUUGUGUUCUUCGUUACCAA